This is a messenger RNA of Panthera uncia (snow leopard), 4550 nucleotides long. It is a transcript of the gene ADAM22, whose product is annotated as ADAM metallopeptidase domain 22. Gene Ontology annotation, biological process: proteolysis. The transcript is spliced from 34 exons. The record is from RefSeq and is a predicted model, not a curated record. Gene Ontology annotation, cellular component: postsynaptic density membrane. The coding region runs from base 141 to 3284 and encodes 1047 amino acids. Gene Ontology annotation, molecular function: metalloendopeptidase activity. NCBI's taxonomy places the organism in Eukaryota, Metazoa, Chordata, Mammalia, Carnivora, Felidae.
CGGCCGCCGCAGCACGGUCCGGGGCUGGGAGGGGGUGGCCGAGGAGAGCCGGGGGGCGCGGGCGGAGGGAGCCGGACCCUGCUGCCGAGGCAUGAGGUGCUAGCUGAGCGUCUCGAACGAGGCGGGCUGACGGCAGCACCAUGCAGGCGGCGGCGGCUGCGUCCGUGCCCUUCUUGCUGCUCUGCGCCCUGGGGACCUGCCCCCCGGCGCGCUGCGGUCGGGCAGGAGACGCCUCGUUGACGGAGCUGGAGAGGAGGAACGAAAACCGCUUCCUGGAGCGCCAGAGCAUCGUGCCACUCCGGCUCCUCUACCGCUCGGGCGGUGAAGACGAAACUGGACACGACGCGCUCGACACGCGGGUGCGGGGCCACCCCGGCGGCGUGCAGUUGACUCAUGUUGACCAGGCAAGCUUCCAGGUUGAUGCCUUUGGAACAUCCUUUAUUCUCGAUGUCGUGCUAAACCACGAUUUGCUGUCCUCUGAAUAUGUAGAGAGACAUGUUGAACACGGAGGGAAGACUGUGGAAGUUAAAGGAGGAGAACAUUGCUACUACCAGGGCCGUGUCCGAGGAAACCCUGCUUCAUUUGUUGCAUUGUCAACAUGCCAUGGACUUCAUGGAAUGUUCUAUGAUGGGAACCACACCUAUCUCAUUGAACCAGAAGAGAAUGACACCUCCCAAGAGGAUUUCCAUUUUCAUUCGGUUUACAAAUCCAGACUGUUUGAAUUUCCCUUGGAUGAUCUUCCAUCUGAAUUUCAGCAAGUACACAUCACUCCACCAAAAUUUAUUUUGAAGCCAGCACCAAAAAGAAGUAAACGGCAGCUUCGUCGACAUCCUCGUAAUGUAGAGGAGGAGACCAAAUAUAUUGAAUUGAUGAUUGUCAACGAUCAUCUCAUGUUUAAAAAACAUCGGCUUUCAGUUGUACAUACCAAUACAUAUGCAAAAUCGGUGGUGAACAUGGCAGAUUUGAUCUAUAAAGACCAACUGAAGACAAGGAUAGUAUUGGUUGCCAUGGAAACCUGGGCAGCUGACAACAAGUUUGCCAUAUCUGAAAAUCCAUUGAUCACCCUACGUGAGUUUAUGAAAUACAGGAGGGAUUUUAUCAAAGAGAAAAGUGAUGCAGUUCACCUUUUUUCGGGAAGUCAAUUUGAGAGUAGCCGGAGCGGGGCAGCUUAUAUUGGUGGGAUUUGCUCGUUGCUGAAAGGAGGAGGCGUGAAUGAAUUUGGGAAAACUGAUUUAAUGGCAGUUACACUUGCUCAGUCAUUAGCCCAUAAUAUUGGUAUUAUCUCAGACAAAAGAAAGUUAGCAAGUGGUGAGUGUAAAUGUGAGGACACGUGGUCUGGAUGCAUAAUGGGAGACACUGGGUAUUACCUUCCUAAAAAAUUCACUCAGUGUAAUAUUGAAGAGUAUCAUGACUUUCUGAAUAGUGGGGGUGGUGCCUGCCUUUUCAACAAACCUUCCAAGCUGCUCGAUCCUCCUGAAUGUGGCAAUGGCUUCAUCGAAACUGGAGAGGAGUGUGACUGUGGGACCCCUGCAGAAUGUGUCCUUGAAGGAGCAGAGUGUUGUAAGAAAUGCACCUUGACUCAAGACUCUCAAUGCAGCGAUGGUCUUUGUUGUAAGAAAUGCAAGUUUCAGCCUAUGGGGACUGUGUGCCGAGAAGCAGUAAAUGAUUGCGAUAUUCGUGAAACGUGCUCAGGAAAUUCCAGCCAGUGUGCCCCAAAUAUUCAUAAAAUGGAUGGAUAUUCAUGUGAUGGUAUUCAGGGGAUUUGCUUUGGAGGAAGAUGUAAAACCAGGGAUAGACAAUGCAAAUACAUCUGGGGGCAAAAGGUGAUGGCAUCAGACAAAUACUGCUAUGAGAAACUGAACAUCGAAGGGACGGAGAAGGGUAACUGUGGAAAAGACAAAGAUACGUGGAUACAGUGCAACAAACGGGAUGUGCUUUGUGGUUACCUUUUGUGCACCAAUGUUGGUAACAUCCCAAGGCUUGGAGAACUUGACGGUGAAAUCACAUCUACUUUGGUUGUGCAGCAGGGAAGAACAUUAAACUGCAGUGGUGGGCAUGUGAAGCUUGAGGAAGAUGUAGAUCUUGGCUAUGUGGAAGAUGGGACACCUUGUGGUCCCCAAAUGAUGUGCUUAGAACACAGGUGUCUUCCUGUGGCUUCCUUCAACUUUAGUACUUGCUUAAGCAAUAAAGAAGGCACUGUUUGUUCAGGAAAUGGAGUUUGCAGUAAUGAACUGAAGUGUGUGUGUAACAGACACUGGGUGGGUGCAGACUGCAGCACUUACUUCCCUCACAAUGAGGACUCCAAGACUGGCAUUACUCUGUCUGGCAAUGGUGUUGCUGGUACCAAUAUCAUAAUAGGCAUAAUCGCUGGCACUAUCUUGGUGCUGGCCCUCAUAUUAGGAAUAACUGCAUGGGGUUAUAAAAAUUAUCGAGAACAGAGACAGUUACCCCAGGGAGAUUAUGUAAAAAAGCCUGGAGAUGGUGACUCUUUUUAUAGCGACAUUCCUCCCGGAAUCAGCACAAACUCAGCAUCUAGUUCUAAGAAGAGGUCUGCUUUUCUGUCGCAUUUUCAGAUUUCUGCCUGUUCCAUCACACAUUAUUCCAUUAGUCAGAACAUUUCAUUAUUUUGCAGCAGGUCUAAUGGGCUUUCUCAUUCUUGGAGUGAAAGGAUCCCAGACACAAAACACAUUUCAGACAUCUGUGAAAAUGGACGACCUCGAAGUAACUCUUGGCAAGGUAACCUGGGAGGCAACAGAAAGAAAAUCAGAGGCAAAAGAUUUAGACCUCGGUCUAAUUCAACUGAGAGGGAGCCCCAAGCACCUGAGCCUGGGCACUCCCUCGCCCAGACAGUCCCAUCCCAAGGCAUAAGCCCAGGGGGCUCUGACAGCCCCCAGACAGGGAGUCUGGAUCACAGGUAUUUAAACCCAUGGUUCAAAAGAGACUAUAAUGUAGCUAAGUGGGUAGAAGAUGUGAAUAAAAACACUGAAGGACCAUACUUUAGCUCUCAAGAUGGCCAGCGUCAGGAAGACAGGACUCUAUCUCCUGCCAAGUCUCCUUCUUCAUCAACUGGGUCUAUUGCCUCCAGCAGAAAAUACCCAUACCCAAUGCCUCCACUUCCUGAUGAAGAGAAGAAAGUGAACCGACAAAGUGCCAGGAAACCCAACCUCACAGAAUCACUGCAAAUCUAUCUGCUCUUCAGACAAUACAGACCCUCUGAGAUGCCACAGAGGAGAGGAAGCCGAGUCUCACGUCUGGAUACCAUUUUCUUUUUGUCAUUGGCUUAGGAUUUAACUGAACCAUGAAAAGAACUACUGAAAUGUUACACUAUAACAUGGAAAAAUAAAGGUACCGGUAUGUUAAUGGAUAAUCCGCAUGACAGAUACAUGUAGAAAUCUCACUAAAAUUAACUCAUGACCCAAAUGUAGCAAGUUUCCUAAGGGACAAUAGUGGAUUCAGAACUGACAUUCUGAAGCACAUCCUCAUUGUAGACAGUAAUGCUAUGUGCAUGAAGCUUCUGUUUAUUGCUUUCCACAUUUAAGGAAACAACAUCCCAUAAUAGAAACUAGCAUGCAGGGCUAAGGCAUAUAGGAUUUUUCUGCAGGACUUUAAAGCUUGAGAGGCCAAUAUCCCAUAUGCUUACUCUAAACAUGUAUCUUUAUUUUUGUUUUUUUACUUUUCAUAUUUAUAUCAGCAUACAAGGACAAUUGUACAUAUGUAAACAUUUUUAAAAUAAAAAAAGCAACUGUUACACACAAGUGUAUUUUGCCAAAUGCCUAAAAAUAAUCAGUAACAGGCACAUCGUCAUCAUCCAUCAAAUGGUCUUUAAAGAUGAUAAACAGAUGAUGUUGUAAAUAUAGUGGUCAGUGCCCUAAGUGUCUCUCUCCGUAAUUGGUAUUUGUCCUCCAAAACCUGUGAUAUCCCUUUAAGCUGUGCACAGCCUGGAGGCAGUUUUCUUGAGUGAUUAAUUGAACCAGAGAAGAAAAUGCCCAGCAAAUCUGGGGCUUCCACAUUGGCUGGGGCAGGAGCUCAUUAGUGUAGCCAGUCUCCGGCCUCCAGGCACUCACUCUGAAGCUGAUGGCUGCUCCCUGGGAGUCCUCCAGCCAGUGUCUGCCUCGGCAGCUGUUGUCUUUCAGUAUCAGAGCACGCCUAGUCUCACCCUGGAGGCCCGUGAGCCCCUCAGCAGCACGUCCUGCUGACUUUAAGCAAGUGUACCAAAGACACGUGAGACCGGGGCCCCUGAUACAUUGAUAGCUUCCGACUUGCCGACACUCUAACCCUUCGUGGCCUCAAUUUUUGUUCUUUGACAAAACUUUUUAGCUACCUUUAUCUGUAAGAUGAAUAGCUUGUUUUAAUAAAACCAACUUUUACACUGUUUAUCAAGGAUAUUUAUCAUCAGUAGGAUGUGAGUCCAACAGGUCAUUCCGCACUGAUGUGGAAGCAAGGUGAUGGAGGUUCUACCAACUGGGCGGGAAGCCUCAACAGGCCACAGAGGGUUAGAAGAAACCUAAAGCCACAAGUGUGCGGCAACUGUGAAGUUACCCAAACAGCUG